AUGGCUUCUCUUCAAUUGCGCGCUCAGCGUGCUGCUCUUCGGAGCUUGUGGACACCCACCACAGCUGGUUGUCGAACUACAAGGUUACCUGCGUCUUUCUCCCACUCUUACGCUACAGAGAUCGAGCCUGAAAGACCGAAUAAGAACACCCCCGCCCGACAGAGUAACGAAACAAAGGUGGGAAGGACAUUCCAAGGACAGGUCAUGGGCAGUAUUGGAUCUCGAUUAAGGCGUGAGCGGGAGCAGAGGGAGAAGUACGAGGAGUGGCGCAACAUGACAGAUCCUACAAGGAACUGGAUGGUGACAUUUGUCUUCCUAUCAGGCGUUGGUAUCUCAUAUUGGCUUGGUACAUAUUGGCCAAGAGACCCCGAGCCUACGUCGACACUACCUCUCAACAAGUCCAAAGCUCCAAAGCACAACACAAAGCUUGAGAACAUGCAGGCUGCCUGGGCCGACUUUGUCAAGAUCGUCGGCCAAGACAAUGUCAGCACCGCCGAGAACGACCUCGAACACCAUGCGACAUCCAGUUGGUCCUCUCACCAGGCUGGCCCCGAAGACCGACCCUUUUGCAUUGUCUAUCCCUCAAGCACUGAAGAGGUGUCUGAGAUUAUGAAGGUUUGCCAUAAGCGCAAGAUUCCCGUUACAGGCUAUAGCGGCGGUACCAGUCUCGAGGGUCACUUUACACCUACCCGCAAGGGCAUCUCCAUCGACUUUGGUCGUAUGAACAAGAUAAUCAAUCUUCACAAGGAGGAUCUAGAUGUUGUUGUCCAGCCUGCGAUGGGCUGGGAAGCUCUGAAUGACCACCUGGGGCAUGAGGGUCUCUUCUUCCCUCCCGACCCUGGUCCUGGUGCUAUGAUUGGAGGCAUGAUUGGCACUGGGUGCAGUGGCACCAAUGCCUAUCGCUAUGGUACUAUGCGCGAGUGGGUUCUCAGCCUGACUGUCGUUCUUGCUGAUGGUACUGUCAUUAAGACCCGGCAGCGACCUCGCAAGAGCUCUGCCGGCUACGAUCUCACCAAGCUGUUUAUUGGUUCCGAGGGUACCCUUGGCCUCGUGACUGAGGCUACUCUCAAAGUUACCGUCAAGCCCGAGUCUACCAGCGUCGCUGUCUGUAGUUUCCCCUCUAUCCGUCAUGCCGCUACUUGUGUGAGCAAGGUCGUGGCCCAGGGCAUCCCCGUCGCUGCCGUCGAGAUCCUUGACGACAACCAGAUGAAGUGCAUCAACGAUGCGGGUAUGACAUCGCGAGCUUGGACAGAGGCAGCAACCCUCUUUUUCAAGUUCGCCGGAACUCCCGCCGGUGUUAAGGAGCAGGUCGCUCAGGUGCAGGGGCUCGCUAAGCAGGCUGGCAGCAAGACCUUUGAGUUUGCGAAGAGCCAAGAAGAGCAGGACGAGCUGUGGAGUGCACGAAAGGAGGCUCUCUGGAGUACCACAGCUGUCAAGAAGCCCGGUGACCACGUGUGGACGGGCGAUGUCGCUGUGCCCAUGAGCAAGCUACCAGAUCUGAUUGAGGCUACCAAAGAGGACAUGACAAAGAGUGGCCUGUUUGCUUCCAUCGUAGGACAUGUCGGUGACGGCAACUUCCACACUAUUCUGCUGUACAACGAUGCUCAGCGUGCAAAGGCUGAGGCUGUCGUGCAUCGCAUGGUCAAGAAGGCUGUUGAGAUGGAGGGUACCGUCACGGGUGAGCACGGUGUUGGACUUGUCAAGCGGGAUUAUCUCCCUCACGAGCUCGGCGAGUCUACAGUUGACGCUAUGCGACAGAUCAAGAAGGCCUUUGAUCCUCUAUGUUUGCUCAACUGUGACAAGGUUGUGCGGGUGCAAAAACCUAAGAAGGGGGAGGUCGACGAGUGGUAG
Molecule: messenger RNA, 1851 nt
Organism: Fusarium musae
Lineage: Eukaryota; Fungi; Ascomycota; Sordariomycetes; Hypocreales; Nectriaceae
Exons: 3
Coding region: 1-1851 (616 amino acids)
Biological process (GO): lactate catabolic process
Cellular component (GO): mitochondrion
Molecular function (GO): D-lactate dehydrogenase (cytochrome) activity; D-lactate dehydrogenase (NAD+) activity; FAD binding
Source: RefSeq, a predicted model, not a curated record